CUACUCUUGUCCAUCUCUGCUUCUCCCACACACACCAUGCUCGCAACCGACGUACCAGUCAUCCUGCAUAACAGCACGCGCGGGCUCCUGUCCCUCGACGACGGGCGGCUCGACGUGCUCCAGCUCUCGAGCGACGGAAGGCCGCCAAAGCGCCUCCUGUCGUCGCCUAUGCGGCUGGUCCUGCGUGCACGGCUGGCGGACGGCGCGUCGCCGAACGGAGCGAACGGAGCCAGCAACGGCCACGCCAAUGGCAACAACACCGCCGACGCGCCCCGCCGCCUCGACCUCCACGCGCUGCGCCAGAAGAACGCCAACUCGCACGCACUGCACCUCACCAAGAUCCACGUCCUCGUCGAGCAAACCCACAUCGCCGACGCCGAGGCGUUUGUCGAGGCAGUCAUGGCCGCCGCGUACCCUGUCACGACCCCGUUCCGCAAGGUACUCCUCCUCGUCAACCCUGUCGGCGGCAAGGGCAAGGCCAAGAGUAUCGUCAAGGAGACGGUCCUGCCUAUUCUCGAGGCGGCGGGGUGCUUGAUCGAGCUCCAGGAAACCCAGUACCGCAACCACGCGGAGGAGAUUGCAAAGACCAUGGAGCUGAAAUACGAGUAUGUCGCUGUUAUCGCCACGGCGUCGGGUGACGGCAUCAUCUGCGAGGUGCUCAACGGGCUGGCGGAGCGGCCAGAUGGCAAGAAGGCACUCCGCACGCCCAUUGCGCCGCUGCCUACCGGUUCGGCAUGUGCGUGCAGCACGAACCUCUUCGGCAUCCAGGACACGUUCAACAUUGCUCUAGCGGCUCUGAAUGUCAUCAAGGGCCAGCACCUCCCCAUCGACCUCGCGUCCAUCCUCCUCUUGCCAGAAAAGAAGCGGCGCGUCUCAUUCCUCUCCAUCGCCGUCGGCAUGAUGGUCGACCUCGAUUUCGGCACCGAGCACCUGCGGUGGAUGGGCGACACGCGGUUCAUCUAUGGUUACGUGCGCGGCGUGGUCCAGAGCAAAAACUACAAGAUGCGCAUGCGCUUCGACGUGACCAACACGGACAAGGAGGCGAUGGCCAAGGCGGCACGGGACGCGGCACGCGCCGACAUGACGCCAUUAAAACCUGGUGAGCGGCGCGACUCGCACGCAGUGGUGCAGGGGCCGCAGACUGCGUCGGCGUCGUCCAAGGCGGUCGUGAAUGGCAACAGCAGCAGCAGCAGCGAGGACGACGGGCCGAUCGCGCCCCACGUCCCACUGCAGCCCAACGACUCGUGGGUCACGAUCGAGUCGAAUACGGACAAGCGCAUGCGCCGCGAUCAAUCAACAUCACCGCCCACAACACCAGGGGACAAGAUGGGCGGCUGGCAGAACGGCGACAGCCUGAGCUACUUCUACGCGGGGCUCAUGCCGUGGGUGUCGCGCGACCUCAACUGCUGGCCCGUCGUCCUGCCAGGGUCGGGCGAGAUCGACAUGGUCGUCCAGCGCGUCAUCUCGCGCAAGGAGUUUAUCGCGGCCAUUGACGGCGCCGAGCACGGAGAUGGAUACUGGAACGAAAACCAGUGCUACUACAAGCUCCGUGCGUUCACAGUCGAAAACUUGGACAAGGAGGGCACAAAGUCGUUCUCGCUCGACGGGGAACAGUACCCCUUCAAUGAGUUCCAUGUCGAGGUCAUGCCCCGUGCCGCGACGCUACUCAGCCUCGACGGGCGCUUCACCCACGGCCUGUUUGUCAGCGGGACAAACAAGAAGGGCAAGUUGAACGCCCCGCCAAAAGCAUAACUAGGAUGGCUACAUCAUGAUGCAAAAAAAUCUAUGCUGUGGG
Vanrija pseudolonga is the source of this 1795-nucleotide messenger RNA. RefSeq names its product Sphingoid long chain base kinase 4 (gene LCB4). Lineage: Eukaryota; Fungi; Basidiomycota; Tremellomycetes; Trichosporonales; Trichosporonaceae. The record is from RefSeq and is a predicted model, not a curated record. The transcript is spliced from 7 exons. Gene Ontology annotation, biological process: phosphorylation; sphingosine biosynthetic process. Gene Ontology annotation, cellular component: membrane; cytoplasm; intracellular membrane-bounded organelle. The coding region runs from base 37 to 1752 and encodes 571 amino acids.